AUGAUCUCCAGGCUGAAGGGGUUGAAAAUUCGCAGCUUGAAGGUCCCAUCUGUGGGCUGCCUUAAGGAUGAUGAUAGCCCACCCAAUGCUGAACAAGCCCCACUGCCCACAGAGCUUCCUAGUUGUAGAAGGCAGUUGCUUGGGACAGUAAGAAGCGAAGGUCAUGCAGCCAAGAUGUGUCAGAAACAGAAUUUGAACCCCAACUUUUUUGGCCAUGAAGCCAGCUCUCCAUUCCCUAAGUCAUGCCAUAAAAUCCUCAAAGAUGCAAGUGAUCCUUUUGGGCCUGUGUUUUCUAAGUGUCAUCGGGGCAGUGCCAUUCUUUUUCCACUGAAUGUCUAUUGGCACACUUUGGUUCAGGCUUUUACCCUCUUCUCAUUUGUCAACAAGAUGCAAAAAGAAAGUAACCAAGACCGUGUUCCAGUUCACUACUUUGACAAGGGAAAAAAGCAAGAGGUAUAUCCUAAAAGAAAUGUUAUCCAAGAAAGUGACAAAUCCCAGGAUGUUUCUGCUGGCAAACAAACAGUGAUUAAAGAGCAAGGUACUGAUAGUAGCAAGACUUCCCACCAUGACCUGGAGGAUACUAUUUACGCUGAGUUCAUUGGAAAUGCCAAAACUGACCAUGGGGAGAGUAUUAUUAAGGAUCCACCUGACCAAAAAGCACAUGGUGUCAUUCUCAUUAACAAAAAUGGCAGAAAAUAUGCAAGUGCUCCAAGACUCUGGAUAGAGGAGAAAACUGAACAGACUGAAACUGGGAAUUCCAUUCACAAUAAACUUAAGGAACUUAAGUAUUCUGAAGCCCAAGGCAAAGGAGAUGAAGACAUUGAUAAUACCCAAAGAGGUAUCCAAAACCAAAAUAUUUCAGGAGACCACAGAACUAUUAGUCAUGUUCAAUAUACCAAUGAUCACUCAAAACUGACUCCAAAACACAUAAAGUUUCCAUAUGAUUUUGAAGGCAGUGGUCAAGGGAAAGAGGACAAUGACUUUUCUCCUUCCAGUAGAGAAAUAGUUGUUCCUGACACAGAAACCAUAAAUGGUUACACAAGUGUUCCAUACCCAGACAAUAAUAAUGCCAUUGAUCCCAACUCUAUACUUCUCAUAGGAAAAGAAGGCAAUAAUGAAGUUCCAGAAAAAGAGGUAUAUGACUUGAAUUCCAAUGGUAGAAAAUCUGCUGGAGACAUUGUUGGAACUGAUGGCAGGAAAACACCAAGAAAAGAGAACAGCAUCAUUGAUAACAAAAUUGUAAAAGAGAGUAAUGCUGUUAGAGGGGGUACAAAUUAUAGAGAACUUCCUGGAAAAGAAGGAGAAGCCAACACAAGCUAUACUUUUCAGGAGUCAGUAGGAAUUCAUCACUCUCAAGGAUCUAUGGGAAAGCAAAACAUUAUUGGCCAACAUGCUAGGGAAGGGAGUAAUGAUAUAAUUGAAGACAAAGAAAUUUCUAAAUAUGGCAAAGAUAAUACUAAAGCAGGUAUAGAAAGUCCUAAGAGAGAUCAAAAGACCAAAAAUGAUAAGGGAAAAAAAUUUGGUAAAGAAAAAAGUCAAGGCUUACUAAGUUCAUCUAAUGAUCACAUCCACCCUUUAAAAGCAGAAAAUGAAAUAAAAAAUGAGGAAAGUGUCCACUAUGGCUACCAUAAAGAGAGAAGUAUCACAAAACUUCCUAGUAAUAUCAGAAAAAACCAUUAUGCAGCACACAGAAGGCUCAGUUCUACCAAAAGUCACCAUGUAUCUGGAAGGAAAAGAUUCUGGGGUCAUACAAAUUCCCAUUCCAAUAAAAAAUUUAAACCUCCUAAAAGAAAUGAUAGCAGUGAUUCAACUUCCAGUGACUCAAGUGACAGUGAUAGUGACCAAUCCACUGAAUAUUUUCAAAGUGGUAAUGGUAAAUAG
Molecule: messenger RNA, 1881 nt
Organism: Antechinus flavipes (yellow-footed antechinus)
Lineage: Eukaryota; Metazoa; Chordata; Mammalia; Dasyuromorphia; Dasyuridae
Gene: MEPE
Product: matrix extracellular phosphoglycoprotein
Exons: 6
Coding region: 1-1881 (626 amino acids)
Biological process (GO): biomineral tissue development
Cellular component (GO): extracellular matrix
Molecular function (GO): extracellular matrix protein binding
Source: RefSeq, a predicted model, not a curated record